GACCUUAUAAAUAUGAAGUAAAUAAUCCAUGUAUUUGUUUAACAAAAUGAAGCACGAACGUCCCUGAUCGCCCCCACGUCUCCUCGCCAAUUAGUCAGUCUUGGAGUUUCCGGCAUGGCUUGCCUCAAUUUCCCGGCAGGAUUUCUCGGAUGACACACCGAUUUCCGACAUGUGCCUUCGAUAAGAAGUAUCUGCUGCGCCCCCAUCAAGUUGUAUUGUACCGGGAUCUUUUCUCCCUCUUGUGAAUUAUGGACGCGUUCAACUCGGUGGAGUCGGACGAUAAUCCCGUGAGCGUGCAGAGGGUCCUCCAGCCGUCCACGGGCAAAUCCGCAGCAUUCUCCGGCAAUCACAGCGUCCACGACUCGUCUCCCAAGAGAAGUAAGAAAGCUGUACAGAAGAAAGUGAUCACUGUUCCGAUCAGUGAUAUCGAGGGCUCCAAGCAAAAAGGCGAGACGACUCCACCUUCCGAUUCGUGGGCAUGGCGGAAGUAUGGGCAGAAACCAAUCAAGGGAUCUCCUUAUCCAAGAGGGUACUACCGGUGCAGCAGCAGCAAAGGGUGCCCGGCGAGAAAGCAGGUGGAGAGGAGCCGGCUGGACCCCACCAUGCUCUUGAUCACGUACGCCUGCGAACACAACCACCCCUUGCCGGCGGCCGGCCGGACUCCCGGUCAGGCCGACGAGACCAAGCCACAGCGGGAGGAGGCCAAGAAGCCGCACCCGGAGCCUGAGUCAGGGGAAGCCGCGAACAAGUUCGAGCUCGACGAUGACGUCUUUGCUGGAAACGGCGUCUGCUGGUUCUCCGACGUCGCGGAUCACGCCAUCCUCUCGGAGGCUAUGCAGAUGGACGGUGGAGACUUGGGCUGCACUCAAAUGGGCAGCGAUGGUAGUGGCGUUGGUGGCGGUGGGGAGGUGGACUUCGGCGAGGACGAGUCUUUUUUCGCCGAUCUCGCUGAGUUGCCGGAGGGCUCGGUUGUUUUCCGGCGGGGCGGAGUCUUUGCGGAGGAGGAGUGCCUGGAGGAGGAACAGCGGCGCGCCGCCCUCAGGACGGCCCCUAUUGGAUAAGAAUCAAUCUCUCUCUCUGAUAUUGGAAAAAGAAAAACCGCUUUUUGUCUUCUUUCUACCAUUACUACGUUCGACGAUGUAACGUCUAAGAAAGAAAGGUAUUUUCUUCACAUUUUUGUUGCAGUGAGUUCUAAACUUUUAUUUUCCUGAUAUCUCCACUUUGAAUCUGCCUAACCAUAUUAUUGUAUUUUAAAAAGAUGGGUCUUAAAUGCAAGUUGAAGCAUAUUGAAAUCUCUUCAUGUA
Messenger RNA from Nymphaea colorata (pocket water lily), 1304 nucleotides. RefSeq names its product probable WRKY transcription factor 65. Gene Ontology annotation, molecular function: transcription cis-regulatory region binding; DNA-binding transcription factor activity. Gene Ontology annotation, biological process: regulation of DNA-templated transcription. The record is from RefSeq and is a predicted model, not a curated record. Gene Ontology annotation, cellular component: nucleus. NCBI's taxonomy places the organism in Eukaryota, Viridiplantae, Streptophyta, Magnoliopsida, Nymphaeales, Nymphaeaceae. The transcript has 3 exons. The coding region runs from base 249 to 1061 and encodes 270 amino acids.